Messenger RNA from Halichondria panicea, 3182 nucleotides. Its product is annotated as dyslexia-associated protein KIAA0319 homolog. Gene Ontology annotation, cellular component: membrane; cytoplasmic vesicle. Bases 109 to 3069 code for a protein of 986 amino acids. The record is from RefSeq and is a predicted model, not a curated record. The transcript has 15 exons. NCBI's taxonomy places the organism in Eukaryota, Metazoa, Porifera, Demospongiae, Suberitida, Halichondriidae. Gene Ontology annotation, biological process: neuron migration.
CAAUAAGAUCACUUCCGUAUGAGUAUUCUUAGCCACACAGUGUGUAUGUCGACAAAGUAAACACUCUGGCAAGGGCAGCUAGCUUGAGAACAUUAACAAGGAGUAAACAUGAGGCAUAUUGUGGCUCUUUUGGGAUUUACAUGUCUCCUAUAUUCAGUGCAAUGCUCUCACAAUCAGUUAAGCAGCUCCAAUAGUUGGCCAUUCAACAAGGACGACGACGUGAACUCGAGGCAGUCUAAUGGAAACUCAUGGUCUUUCCCGACCGACUCUGAACAACAAGAAAGUGUUAACACACAGUUUGAGUGUGGAUUGGCUAACAUAUACCGUUCUAGUAUUCCCACCGGUCGUACAAAAAUGAGUAAUAUUGAAACGACCGAAUUGGAAAAACCUGAAGAAUGUAUCCAAGCAUGCUGUGACAUAGGCCCUGAAAAAUGUCAAUAUGCGUGGAUGUUUGCCAAAAAGUGCUUUCUGAUAGGCUGUGAUGAGGAGGAGAAAAAUCUGUGUGAACCAAUGCAGUUCCAUAAAGCAGCGAUUGAGUCAACCUAUUACAAAGUGCAGUUGGUCAUCACUGACAAUGAGAACAGUGAGACUGUGACUACUACUAGUGAAGAAACUGCUCCUACAACAGCCAGCCAAUCAGAGCCCACAACUACCGCUGCUAUCACAACCGCUAGUGAGAAGACCCCUGACAAUCUUGUAACAGUAAUGGCGCGACCAAACAAGCCCACUAAGGUGAUCGACGUUACCCCUGACAGUCAGACUCCCCCCACUACCACCGUGAGACCAAUCCCUGCAAGUACAACCACUGAAAAACCAAACCAUGGCAUCAUCGUGGCCACUGAUGGUGACACAGACAUCUCCCUCCCCACCAAUACAGCCAAGAUCUAUGGCAACACAUGGCCCAAGCCCAAGUACCUCGGAUCGUACCUCUACAAAUGGGAGAAGGUGUCUGGGCCGGAGCAGGGCACCAUGGUGGGCAAAGAUGACAAGGAUGUCACUCUAAGAGAUCUUGUGCCUGGUACGUACACACUGCGACUGAAAGUGACUAACUGGAUGGGUAGUGACUGGGGGGAGGGGUUCAUCAACAUCACAGUCCACCAAGCUAGUCACGUCAACUCACCACCAGUACCCAUCAUUCUGCCCUCCUCUGACGAAAUGAUCACCCUUCCCCAAGACUCCAUUGUGCUGGAUGCUCAGUCAACCACUGAUGAUCGCGGAGAGGAGGGGCUGAGUUUUCACUGGGAGGAGGUGUCCGGGCCGUUGGGCUCAGACCUGGAGGCUGACACACCAGUGCUCAAACUCAGCGGACUAUCAGAAGGAGUUCAUGUGUACAAACUAACUGUGACUGAUUCUGACGGAGCUGCAGCUGUGGCCACUGCCAAAGUGACUGUGUUGGUUGACAAGGACUACCCUCCCAUUGCCCACGCUGGAAAUCCUGUCGUCUUACACCUGCCCAAUAACGAGGCCACUCUCGAUGGAAGUGCCAGCAAGGACGAGGGUAAACUAAAAUACAAGUGGACAUACCUGUCUGGCCCUGGUGGGGGAGACAUGGAGGGGGCCAACACAGCCACGCUAUAUGUGAAGAACCUCAUACUGGGCAACCAUCAGUACCAACUCACUGUCACCGACUCUUCUGGCCAGAUCGCUGCCGACACAGUGUCUGUGAUUGUACUGUCUGAGGACAACAAGCCACCUGUAGCCAAUGCUGGUAGAGACAUGACUGUGGUGUCCCCUGUGUCCAGUGUCGUGCUGAGUGCGGUAGGCAGCAGUGAUGACUAUUUGAUCAGCAGUUUUAAAUGGACGCAGUUGGACGGCCCGACUGAUGUCACUCUGAGUGGAGUGGACUCACUAAACCUCACUGUGUCUGGGCUCCACAUUGAUGAGGUUGUCGGCUCUCCAACUUACUUUCACUUCUUGCUCACCGUGACUGACUAUCGCAACCUCACCGACACCUCUAAAGUACAGGUCACAUUCAGAAAAGACCCUCACAUUCCUCCCGUGGCUUUGGCUGGUCCUGACAUCAACAUCACCCUGCCUCAGUCAGCUGUGGUCCUGGACGGUACUGGUAGUCAUGACGACUUUGGUAUCGUCUCAUACCAGUGGAGCAGGGCAAAGGACAGCCCAGCUGCUGGGAGAGUGAUGGGAGGCUCUGACAGAAAACCUUGUCUCAUUGUGUCCGACUUAGUCAACGGGACAUACCAGUUCACUCUUAAGUUGACCAACAAGAAUGGGGAAAUAGCUGAGGACAGUGUGACAGUGACCGUCCUGCCAAACCCGUCUGACCGGUUUCUCCUACAAAUUCAUUUGGAUGGCGAUAUCACACAGUUUACACAAGUUGAUGUGGACCAUUUUAAGCAUGCUCUGACCUACCUUCUCUACAACGGUUCUGAUGAAUAUGAUGUCCAAGUAGUGUCCGUGAACCCUGCUGACACACAUAUCAUGGUAGAGUUCUUUGCCAUGGGGCACAACUCUAAGAAGAUAAUGAAUACCACAGAGGCUUACUACAAGUUGACAGAGAAGGGGCAGAACUUCCACUACACCUCUUACCACAUUCUUAAGGUGGACAUGAAAGUGUGCCAGUUGCCCUGCUCUGGUCAUGGGUCAUGUGACCCAAAGACGAGGAAGUGUCAGUGCUCCACCUACUGGAUGGAGAACCCCUUCAAGUCCCAACUGGGGAGAAAGGAGAGCAACUGUGAGUGGAGUGUGUUCUAUGUUACACUGGUAGUACUUGGUGUCGUGGCUGUGCUCCUCCUUGUACUCUGGAUCUGCUGCUGCUGUUGUUUGAAAAAAAGACGUCGUACUCGCUCCAAGCGCAGGAUUCGCUAUGCCAUUCUGGACAACAAGGGUGACCCAGAGGCCAUGCAGAUGCUCCCCAAGGACUACCAGCAGACUAGCCUAAUGGUCAGUGAGUCCGAGACAGAGGAGGAGAUUCUUUUUGAUUCCUCUCGCAAGAUUCUCAACAACGAUACCAGGAAAGGAGGCAAAAACGUGAAGAAUGGAAAAAUUAUAACCGGGGAUGACAAGAUUGGAAAUCAGAGUUCCAGGAGUGGAAAUAACAAUACUGACUAAGUCAUUUGCUAAUAAUGACCUAUAUAAUUAUAGUGAAUUAAUCAUUUACUUUCCUAACCAACUUCAUGCAAUUCACCUGUGUAUAAUUAUACAUUACUUUUUAAAAAUCUCAA